Verruconis gallopava is the source of this 4734-nucleotide messenger RNA. RefSeq lists its product as uncharacterized. Lineage: Eukaryota; Fungi; Ascomycota; Dothideomycetes; Venturiales; Sympoventuriaceae. The record is from RefSeq and is a predicted model, not a curated record. Gene Ontology annotation, cellular component: nucleus; division septum; mating projection tip. The coding region runs from base 294 to 3434 and encodes 1046 amino acids. Gene Ontology annotation, biological process: septin ring organization; establishment of cell polarity. Gene Ontology annotation, molecular function: protein binding; guanyl-nucleotide exchange factor activity. The transcript is spliced from 4 exons.
CCUGGACCCAAACUGAACUCACACAAACGCCUUGCGCUCUCACACCAUCCACACUCUCAUCCUCUCACUACCACGUACAUACAUUUCUUCCCCUUUCCUAUUACUUAUAUACGGCCGAGACACACAUACUCUCUCUCUUUUCAGCUCUCGCUCCUGCCACCACUUGAUCAUCCCAACCCUACGUCUCCAACCCAAUCAACCGGCCGCCCUCACCGCCCGCCAACGCGCGGGUUGAGUCAGUCAGGCCGCUUCUCAACCCUGCGCUUCUCUCGCAACUGGCAUGCCCUGAGAGCAUGGAUGUAGCCGUCCGCACUCCAUCUGCCGCACUGCAUCAACCUCCCCGUGCGCUGCCAUCCUCGACGCCGAAUCGUCUCAACACGCUCGCACGCCCGUCUGCGCCAAUGCCGUCGCAGUCGAGCGCCCACUUCUCGUCCUCGUCGCAGCAGUCGUCGCUGCGAAACUCAAACUCCACCGACGCCACGUCGUCCUCCACCCUCUUCGGCCAUGUGCCGCCGAUGCCCACCUCCACGCCUUCGAACGGCGUUGGCCCGGUCGUCGCUAGCAACAAUGUGCUGAACAAGCGCGGCGACGAGAGCCAGUCCCUCUUCCAGAUCUGUGUCAACACUCGACAGCGACUGCGCGCCAUUCCCGAGUGCGAAGAAGCGUUGCAACAGGAGGAGGAGGAUGCUCAGGAGCAUAACGAGGACGCCGACCCCGUCACCCUUCUCUGGCGGACUCUGCGUCAAGGUUUCCCUCUCAUGGCUCUAUACAACGCCUUCAACCCCGAGCAGCCCCUCACCGUAGACCCGAAUAAGCUCACCAAGCGCGAUCGCGCCGCCAGCAUGAAGUUCCUGACUGCCUGCAUCCGGGAGCUCAACUUCCCCAUGACCGAGAUGUUCACCGUCUCCGAGUUGUACGGUGAGGACACCACCGGCUUCGUCAAGGUCGUCCGCGUAGUCAACCGUGUGCUCGACAUGCUCGUUCAACAAGGCUGCAUCCCUGACACCUCAGAGGCAGCAGCCAGCGCCGACGACGCAGCCGCUACCGCCGCUCAAGCCGUCAAGAAGGCCAAGACGCGACGCCAACACAUCGUCGAUGAGCUCGUGUCCACUGAGCGUACCUACGUCCAGCACCUCGAGAUGUUGCAGGCUUUCAAGGAGCUUGUCGAGACGCGCCAGAUUGUCUCUGGCGACACCAUCCACGACAUUUUCCUCAACCUUAACGCGCUGCUGGACUUCCAACGCAGGUUCCUGAUCCGCGUAGAGCAGACGUACGCUCUGCCCGAGGAGCAACAAAAUUGGGGAGCCCUCUUCACCCUGUAUCGCGACGCGUUCACCGUGUACGAGCCGUACAUUGCCAACACGCGCAAGUGCGAGCAGGUCGCCCUGCGCGAGUUCGACAAGCUCAAAGAGACUGGUGGCCCUCCCGAGCUGCGCUCCAUGGUCGAAUCCCCUACGGUUUUCUCCGCGUUCCUUCUCAAGCCAUUCCAGCGCCUUUCGAAGUACCCACUCUUGCUUCGUGAGUUGCGCGACAAGGGCGACCUGAGCGACGAGAAGCGCGAGGAUAUUACUCGCGGCAUCGAAGCCGCUUCCGCAGUCCUAGAUCGCACUAAUGAAGCCGUCCACAUGGAGGAGCGCAACGCGGCCACGCAGGAACUACGCGAGCGUGUCGAGGACUGGAAAGGCCAUCGCCUCGACAGUUUCGGCGAACUUCUCCAGUAUGGCACGUAUCAAGUCAUCAAGGGUGGCUCCUCUAGUGGUAAGGACGAGGAACGCGAGUACAAAAUCUAUCUAUUCCAGAUGAUCUUGCUGUGCUGCAAGGAAAUGAACACGAAGAAAGAGAAGAACAAGAACAAGCAGGCUACCGAUCGAAAAGGACGCACGAAACUGCAGCUCAAGGGCCGGAUUUUUAUGCAGAACGUUACAGACACGAUCUGUCAAAGCAAACCAGGAUACUACGCCUGCCAGAUCUUCUGGAAGGGCGAUCCAGGCAUUGAAUUCUUCACCAUCAAGUUCCCAACCGAGGAGACGAUGCGCAAGUGGGCUUCUAUCGUCGACACGCAGAGACUUAUGUGGGCCGAAUCCCAGAUGACUCCUCGCAGCAGCACGCUCUCACGAUCGACGACUCAAGUAUCGGACAGGGAGUUCAACUGGAUCCGAGAACAGAAUCUUGAAAAUCCAUACGCAGAACAGGACGACGAUGACGACGACGCAGACGCCACCACGCUCGUCAAUUCGGUCUAUGGAUCAGGCAGCGUGGCAGGAGGCUCCAGCUCCAGCCUUGGCACCCGCUCAAGAACGAACACCUUGGACAGCGCCAUGGGACGAGUACCCCCAAGACAAUUCCCAAUGGGCAACCAAACCCCAGCUCUACAGGUGCGCACUAAUCCGGCCAUGCUGCAAAACAUGACCACGCACUCCCCCGGCCCCGACGUCAUGGAGUCAUACUUCUCGCCAACAUCCGAAUCUCCUGUCUCAACCAGAAGCAGCGGCCAGUUGAGCAUGCACUCUGGCAUGUACCCGUUUCCUCGUCAGCCCGUGCCUGCCAUGCCCAACGGUUACGAGGACAGCAACAACCGCUUCACAGCGCCCGCCAUGCCGCGCCAAGCGUCCCGCGACGGCUCUCUGAACGGCUACCAGGCCCGCGGCGCCCAGCGUCCUUCGCUGCCACCCAGCAUGAACUCUGCACAGAACGCACGGAUGCGUUCAGCCAGCAGUCCAGACAUUCAGAAUCCGAUCGGUGUGCGCAGGCUGCCUGAUCCGUCGCAGCCGGGCGUACCAGACAUGCCCGCAUUCCCGGCACAUUAUGCAUACCAGCCAGGCAUUGGUCGCCAGAACUCGGGCUCGCCCGCAUCCAUGGCAUCGAUGCACCAAGGUUUGCCUAUGCGACCGAACACACAGUCCCCGAGUGUGCAGCAGCAGCGCGAACGCAUGGCCACUUCUCAGCGCUCUGGUGGCAGCCAGGACUACCCGUAUGUGGCCAACGCACAGCAGCCAGUGCCUCCGCACCUGACGCGUGGCAUGUCGCAAGUCGAUCGCAUAGGUACUCCAGGCUCUAUUGACGCACGCAUGAUGGAGCGCCAGCAGCAGCGCACGCACACGCCUCCUAUGCCCGUCCAGGGCCUACCUGCGACACCACACCCACAGCCCACGCAGCUGAAGGUCAAAGUCGCGUAUGCAGCGGGAAGCUUCACCACAACGCUGGUCGUACCCAUAACGAUCAGUUACCAGACGCUCAAGGACCGUAUUGACGCCAAACUGUCUCGCACAAGCAACGUCAGUCUUGCAUCGGGACAAGUUAAGCUAAAGUACUUGGAUGACGGCGACUACAUCUCCAUCCAAAACGAUGAGGACGUGCAAGUGGCGUUUGAGAUAUGGCGUGAGCAAAUUGGCUCAGGGCAGCCCAUGGCUGAGGUACAGUUGUUCGUCCAGUGAUGGAUCAACUUCAACUCUUUUUUCCAUCUCCCGCGAGAAGAAUAGGAGCAGCUUUGGGAAAAGUCGAGUCGGUGACUGGUGCAGACUACCUUCUAGGCUCUGCUGGAUCGAUGAGAAAAUACGUUGUCUGCCCCGUAUCAGAAAAAGAGCAGUCAACACGGCCAUGCAUACACCAAUGCCAAGCACAUUCCCGCUCGUCGCGUUCUUUUCUGGAUUAUCCUAUAUGAGCUAGCGCGCCUCUCUACUAAAGGCAGAGGGCAGGCCAAGAGUGUCGAACAGAAAUCGAGUACAAAAACUUGCACCCUUUGCGCGACUGGCUAUGGUUUGGAUAAUCCGCAACGGAGACUCCGGGAUAAAUUUUUUUCUCUCCUUUUUUUCCUACUUUCGAUACCCCCAAUACACUACCUGGAGCCUGCAAAGACACCGUCCAACAAGCAUUAGCAUCAGUAUCACCGGGGAACAAAAAGGGAAACACCGCAUCAUUCACCGGGCGUUUAUUUUGCUUUCUCACCCCUUUUUAGUCCUGCAGGGAUGGAUGAGAUGGACGAUGAAGAAAGGAAUCGGCGUUUGGAUUUUCUACCUCAUGCUUUUUCUUCAAGACGUCUGCCACAUUCGCUUUAAAUUUUUACCGUGGAUCGGGCGCCUAGAUGCGCAUCUACCUUCGUUAGCAGGGACAUGUUCCCCACCUCUUUUCCCCCCUCUUUUUUCCAUUCAAUUCUCUGCUUCUUUCCGUGUUGGAGAUGGAGUAGAUGAGUUGGCGUUGCGAUAUGGGAACUUUUUUGGUUUCCAGGCGUGGGUUUUUGUCUUCUUGUUUUUACCCGGCGUGAUUCCCUUGUUUUCUUUUUUCCUCGUGGAAGAACAUCAGCGGGAGAGCGGAGAAUGAAGGCUGCGGAGGGCAAGCGGGCAUUGACGCACAGAAGCAGUUGAAAACGUGUGUUUUCUUGUUCCCGCGAGCGAUGCGGCUCAUUUUUCAUAAUGACGAUGACGAUAGCACGACCACCACACAAUUUGUAGCGAGAAGGAUUAUUGAUGGGAGAGGACUGAUUCCUGCAGCGUGCCUGCUUCAUGCAAUGAGAACAGUGGCCUAAUCCGUCGAACGGAAUAUACACACAUCUUCAUGCGCAUGCAAGGGAAGUCUCGGAAGAUCAAACGCGUGCAACAUUACGUGUAGAAUGCUAGGACAUAUAGCUUGAUAUGGGCCUUUUUUCAAGGCGCUGAUGGCGCCAUUCAAGUGGAUAGUAUGCUACGAGUGAGACAUAAAUAAGGAAGUUUUGGCCAGUUAUUGAAGAGCCUUUUUCAC